AUGGGUAUUUCUGAGGCACCCGGCAGCCGUGCCGUAUGGGCCCUGGUGCAUUUGAAGGUGCAAUUCAUCCUGUGCGGCGUCCCGCUGCGGUUUGCCGACUGCGGCAGAUCAUCGUCUGCUAGAGUCCGGGAAAUGGGUGAACAUCGCCCAGCCGUACAAGGCUGUACACGGGGUACAGGCACGGCGGAGAACCUGCCCAUGGCUACCCCAAGACGGAUCUAUCAGACGCGCGUCGAGGGUCAGUGGUGGCGGCUCAUAACUUCCGGAUUUCUCCAUAUGGAUGAGUGGCACUUGUACUUCAACAUGUCCAGCCUCGUCUGGAAGGGUAUUCAUUUGGAGCGCCGCUACGGCCACAAAUUGUUCGCACUGUUGGUCGCGGAGAUGCUGCUGCUGUCUCACGGACUGUACGUGCUCGUCACGCUGCUGCUGUGCAGCGUGUCCGAACACAGGCACAUUUAUUAUCAUCAGCACGCGGUGGGCUUCUCGGCGGUGCUUUUUGGACUCAAGACAAUCUUAAUGUACAACACGCCCGGGUACGACGAGAUCUUUGGUGUACGGGUCCCCACCAAGUACGCUUGCUGGGCCGAGCUUGUAUUGAUAUGGGUUCUGGUGCCCAAAUCCUCUUUCAUCGGCCACCUGUGUGGCAUCCUGGCGGGCGGCCUACACGCUCAGUAUCUGGAGCCAAGCCUUAGGCGGUGGUGGCCGCGUGUCAGGGUUUUGCAGGCCCGGAUUCCUUUCUUCCACCCCGAAAACCCGCCGUACAGAUCCAAAACUGGUGGCGGCUACGGCGAACUGCUCGUGCCGUACUUCACCGGCCACGACAGUUCCCACGCAGCACGGAAGGGGGUCACUGGCAAGAGGGGGGGGGAGGGGGGGGGCUCCCCGACCCCCAGGGGAGAGGUUCGCUCAGACAAACCAGUACUCGGUACGGCGCCACAAGCGAUAGCAGCGACAGCGACAGUGACUCCGAGCCGCCGAGUGUACGACAGGCGGCGGUUAAUGAUGAAGUACGGCGGAGAUGGAUUGGCCGCUACGGUAAUACCCCGGCAGCGACACAGGUAA
Molecule: messenger RNA, 1062 nt
Organism: Volvox carteri f. nagariensis
Lineage: Eukaryota; Viridiplantae; Chlorophyta; Chlorophyceae; Chlamydomonadales; Volvocaceae
Exons: 9
Coding region: 1-1062 (353 amino acids)
Cellular component (GO): membrane
Molecular function (GO): serine-type endopeptidase activity
Source: RefSeq, a predicted model, not a curated record